Molecule: messenger RNA, 4122 nt
Organism: Ochotona curzoniae (black-lipped pika)
Lineage: Eukaryota; Metazoa; Chordata; Mammalia; Lagomorpha; Ochotonidae
Gene: ARMH3
Product: armadillo like helical domain containing 3
Exons: 28
Coding region: 519-2588 (689 amino acids)
Biological process (GO): regulation of Golgi organization
Cellular component (GO): cytosol
Source: RefSeq, a predicted model, not a curated record
GGGUGGGCGUGCGGCCGGGAGGGCUGGGCUCUGGGGCGGCCUGGGCGUCGCUCCUCCAGCGGCCGGUCCCCUGGACCACCCGGCGCCGGCCUUGUCCUUCCUCUUCCCUGUUCCUGCAGGGACUCUCUGCAGCUGAGCCACUGAUCUCUGACCCCAGCACGGGGCUGACCUCGACCCCUCUGCCUGCCUGCGGAGCAUCUCCUCACAGGUGGCUCCUUGCCCCAGGAUGCGGGCUUGGGGCAAGAACUCUGCGAGGAGGGGCCGCAGGAAGGCAGGGCUUGUCCUAAGCCUGCAGGUGGCCGGGGAGGGCCCCCCAACUAUCGCACUUCAGGCCACCGGUCACACCGAGUGGUGUUCCCGAGGCUUGCAUGGUUUGACAAGAGAGGAACCAGAAGAUACUUACAUCAGGCAGUUGCCUUCUACUUUCUGCUGUGAUACCUUCACCCACAGACAAGCUGAGGUGACGCAACUCAAGAUCCGUGGACACUCUGCAGGUUGUUCAACGAGAUCCUCUGACUAUGGCACAGGUGGAGAAACGGGGAGGUUUGCUCCGGAAGUCUUCUGCAUCCAAGAAACCCCUGAAGGAGAAAGUAGUGUUGAUGUAUGAUGAGAUCUUCACGGUGGAAGACCCCAGCCAGUUCAGCCCUCGGUUUUGGGAGGAGCUCUUCCUCAUGAAGGUGAACUUGGAAUACCUCGAAGGCAAGCUGGAAUCUCUUGAUGGUGAGGAAUUAAUGAAGAUCAAGGACAAUGUGAAUUGCUUAUUUCAACACUGCAUCCAGGCUCUGGGAGAGGAGCAUCCAAUUCGAGUUGUCAAUGCUUUGCAGACCUUGUGUGCACUCAUUCGAGGAGUUCAUCAAAAGAAUAAGUCUACCUCUGGGUUUGACAUUAUCAACAUGCUGAUGGGCUUUGACAAGGCGGAGCUGUGCAUGAAGAACCUGAUGGAGAGUUUGGAUUCAUUGCUUUGUGCAGAAGGUUCUGAAAGUCUAAAGAGUUUAUGUCUGAAACUUCUCCUUUGCUUAGUGACUGUGACAGAUAACAUCAGCCAGAAUACUAUCUUGGAAUAUGUAAUGAUCAACAGCAUAUUUGAAGCAAUUUUACAGAUCCUCUCCCACCCCCCAAGUCGUAGAGAGCAUGGGUAUGAUGCUGUUGUCCUCUUGGCUUUGUUGGUGAAUUAUAGGAAAUAUGAGUCUGUGAAUCCUUAUAUUGUGAAGCUGUCUAUUGUGGAUGAUGAGGCCACACUUAAUGGCAUGGGACUUGUGAUUGCUCAGGCUUUAUCUGAAUACAACAGGCAGUAUAAAGAUAAAGAAGAAGAGCACCAGAGUGGUUUCUUUUCUGCUUUAACAAACAUGGUGGGCAGCAUGUUCAUAGCAGACGCCCAUGAGAAAAUCUCCGUGCAAACCAAUGAGGCUAUUCUUCUAGCACUUUAUGAAGCAGUUCAUUUAAAUCGCAACUUCAUCACAGUUCUAGCUCAGAGUCAUCCGGAAAUGGGCUUGGUGACGGCCCCUGUCAGUCCUGCUCCAACAACCCCAGUCACACCACUUGGGACCACUCCCCCGUCUUCUGAUGUUAUAAGUUCUGUGGAACUCCCACUGGAUGCAGAUGUACAGACCAGCAAUUUACUAAUAACCUUCUUAAAGUAUAGUUCAAUUGUCAUGCAGGACACCAAAGAUGAACACAGGCUGCACAGCGGCAAGCUCUGUCUGAUCAUCCUUACAUGUAUUGCAGAGGAUCAAUAUGCCAAUGCAUUUUUGCAUGAUGACAACAUGAAUUUUCGAGUAAACUUGCAUAGAAUGCCCAUGAGACACAGGAAGAAGGCAGCAGAUAAGAACCUUCCCUGCCGUCCUCUAGUCUGUGCUGUACUGGACCUGAUGGUGGAGUUUAUUGUAACACACAUGAUGAAGGAAUUUCCUAUGGAUCUUUAUGUACGCUGCAUACAGGUAGUACAUAAACUGCUUUGCUACCAGAAGAAGUGUCGAGUACGCCUGCAUUACACCUGGCGAGAACUCUGGUCAGCCUUGAUAAAUUUGCUGAAGUUCCUUAUGUCAAAUGAGACUGUACUUUUGGCCAAACACAACAUUUUUACAUUAGCCCUUAUGAUUGUGAACCUAUUUAAUAUGUUUAUCACAUAUGGUGAUACUUUCCUGCCAACCCCCAGCAGCUAUGAUGAAUUGUAUUAUGAGAUUAUCCGCAUGCAUCAGAGCUUUGACAACCUCUACUCCAUGGUGCUGAGGCUUUCUACUAAUGCAGGCCAGUGGAAGGAAGCAGCUAGCAAGGUCACCCACGCCUUGGUUAACAUCAGAGCCAUCAUCAACCACUUUAACCCCAAAAUUGAGUCGUAUGCUGCUGUGAAUCACAUAUCCCAACUGUCAGAGGAGCAGGUGCUGGAGGUGGUGCGAGCCAACUAUGACACACUCACGCUGAAACUGCAGGAUGGCCUGGACCAGUAUGAGCGCUAUUCAGAGCAGCACAAAGAAGCUGCCUUCUUCAAAGAGCUGGUUCGAUCCAUUAGCACCAACGUCCGGAGAAACCUGGCCUUCCACACACUCAGCCAGGAAGUCCUGCUCAAGGAAUUCUCCACUAUCUCCUGAGACCUCACCAACCUGAGCAGCCGCUGAUUGCCCUUCCUCAUGAGGCCCCCUCCCCUGGGGUUGAGGGGAGCAAAGGGAGAAGGGGGCUGCCUCCACGGCUGGAGAGAAACACGGGUGCCAGGUCCUCUUGGUGAAAGCCACACUACAGUGGAGCUUGGACCUCGGGGGCCAGGAGGAACAAGCCUGGGCAUAUCUUACUAGGGGAGGAAUGGGUGGGCAAGGGAGAGGCCUCCAAGAAUGCAGGGACUUCCAGGAAGAGCUUCCUGGACACCCUCUCACAUCUCCAGUUGGGAUUCAAGUUGUGGCUGCUUACUGAUUUUCUGGAGCUGGGCAGGCCUCAGGGUGAUGCCAGCACUCUAAGGGUUACUUGCUUUCCUCAACUUCUGAGAGCAGAUUGACUGAGGUACAGCUGGAGCCCACAGUCUGUGAUCUGGGCCCUAGGCUGAGCUGGGUUUGAAAUCUGUGUCCUCCUGCCCUACUGUGUGCAGUCAUUAGGAUCCUUAGCUCAGGCCUAGGGUAGAGUAGGAAUGGGACACCUUUUCUCUUCUGAAUUCAGAUUUGACUCCUGGGAAACUGGAGGUUUCAGCUAUCCAGCCACCGCCUUCUGAGUUUUAGUUUUGGCACGGGCAGUUAGCUUCCCCCUGCCUUCAGUCCGUUGACUCAUCAGCACAAUAGGCUCACAACCUUGGCGCCUCGUUUUUAAGCUGGUUUAGACUGUCUUUAGAGUGUGUGUGAAAUAAACAUUGACAGGUUUUCUGGAGCCCUCAAGGUGCCUACUUGGCUAGUUCCCUUCACCACAGCCCCUCCUCCUCCCCUGCCACCCCCUCCACUGGGAGCUGCUGCCUCUGCUGCUCUCCCCUCCACCCCUCCACCCCCUCUCCCUGCUGUUGUUUACAUCCAGCCUGCCUGAGAAUUUCCUCUGGGGAGGAGUCUGUUCCUGCUGUGGUCUGGUGCCUGGGAGGAACAGCACCUGCUGGAGGCAGGGUGCCCUCUGAAAAAACCCCAGUGAGCAUCCUACGGGGGGACCCUCAUCCUGUGUACCCAGAGCUGAGAGGAGCCACGAGCAGGUCCGACCUCCCAUAAGUUGGCCUGUUGUUCCUCCUCCCUUGGAAAGCAUCCAUGGGACCUCUGUAGGCCUUUCCUACCCUGUGUCUGCUGCUUCAGGACUCUCUCUUCCUAGAACUUUUUCUCAAGCCCUCAUGGUGGCAGGCAGCAAGGACAGGCAUCCAGCAGGCAGCAUGUCUGGGACUUCCCAGCUGCUGCUCAGUUAAGCCUUGGAUCUCUUUGGCAUCCUUGCCCUCCAUGGGAAUUGUGGAGUUCAGUACUGAGCAGUUACAUGCUGAUUCCGGAGGACGCAGCCACAAGCUGUCAUGUGGGAAGCAGGUUCCUGAGAGAUCGUGGGUUGGCUCCCCUGUGACUGCUAGAUGGAUGGCUUGGUAUGGGGCAUGUAGUGUUUUUCCACAGUGGUAAACCCCAGAGCAGUGGCAUCUGGGGCCAGUAGCAAGUCAAAGUUAUUAAAAAUUGAUUUGUGUGG